Messenger RNA from Anoplophora glabripennis (Asian longhorned beetle), 898 nucleotides. RefSeq names its product superoxide dismutase [Cu-Zn], chloroplastic. The transcript has 5 exons. Gene Ontology annotation, molecular function: copper ion binding; superoxide dismutase activity. Lineage: Eukaryota; Metazoa; Arthropoda; Insecta; Coleoptera; Cerambycidae. Gene Ontology annotation, biological process: removal of superoxide radicals. The coding region runs from base 152 to 742 and encodes 196 amino acids. The record is from RefSeq and is a predicted model, not a curated record.
CAUGUCGUACAUACGUAUCGUCUAAGUAGAACAGUGAAACUGUGCUUCACGUUACCUUCAGACUAGUUUAGUAAUCAAUCACCGAUUGUUGUGUUCGCAGGAAAAGUAUUAUUCGUGUUGUUUAACUUACAGUAAAAAACCCUAUAGGAAAAUGUGGAGGAUUGCUUUCUUUUUCACCAUUUUAGGAUGUGCCUUUGCUCAGAAAGCUGCUACAGUAAGUCUCAGCGAUCCUACAAAAACGAACAAUGUCACUGGGUCUGUAAACUUUGUUAAAACAUCUGAUGGCAUAACUGUAAUAGGAACAGUAAGUGGACUAACCCCUGGAAAUCAUGGUUUCCAUAUUCAUACCCUCGGAGUAAUUUCUCCUGACUGUGCGGCAAGUGGAGCUCAUUUUAAUCCAGAAAACCACACUCAUGGGGCCCCAACUGACACAAAUCGGCAUGCUGGUGACUUAGGCAAUAUAUUUGCUGGCGCUGAUGGUAUUGCACUAAUCAAUAUUACCGACAGUGUUAUUGAUCUGGAAGGUACCCAUAAUAUUAUUGGUCGUGCCGUGGUAGUCCAUGAACUUGAAGAUGAUUUGGGAAAGGGGGGAUAUGAUGAUUCUCUUACAACAGGACAUGCCGGAGGAAGAUUAGUUUGCGGAGUAAUAUUGGAGAAAUCCAGUUCAACAGUAUUUCCUGCAAGUUACAUGCUAAAUAUGGUCAUUCUAGGAGUAAUGUACGGCUUGAAAGCACUGUUCUGAUUUAAAAAAGUUAAUAUUUGCCUCUUCAAGUGCAAAUAACGUAUCUCAAGAACGACGGAACGACUUUCUAAACAAUUUAACAAAUAAUAUCUCACACGUUUAAAAAAUUAUCUUCUCAAUAUAUUUGUGUAAACUGAAUAAAAAGGACAUUUCUGA